Molecule: messenger RNA, 1833 nt
Organism: Fonsecaea nubica
Lineage: Eukaryota; Fungi; Ascomycota; Eurotiomycetes; Chaetothyriales; Herpotrichiellaceae
Exons: 1
Coding region: 1-1833 (610 amino acids)
Biological process (GO): DNA-templated transcription; positive regulation of transcription from RNA polymerase II promoter by galactose
Cellular component (GO): nucleus
Molecular function (GO): DNA-binding transcription factor activity, RNA polymerase II-specific; RNA polymerase II cis-regulatory region sequence-specific DNA binding; zinc ion binding
Source: RefSeq, a predicted model, not a curated record
AUGAGCAAUACCUCUACGAGUUCUGUUCUCGAGACAUCCCGGCUGAUACAAGACACCAAGGGCAAAUACAUGUUUAUUGGGGACUCAGCAGACUUGUCGCUGCUUCAGAAUAUUUGCAGUCUUGUUGGGACGUGCAUCGGACCAUGUACGUUUGUGGAAGAUCCUUUCCGAUAUCAGAUGGUCGAGUCGGCGCCUGAAGGUCCCGCUACGUGGCUGCACGCAACAGACCACCGACCUCCUGUCAAACCGAGCUUUGAUGAGGCAGCUUAUCUGAUUCGUCGGUAUAUCAUGGCCACAAACUGUGUGCUGGAUCUCUUUGACGAGAGUGACCUCCUCGACAAUCUCGCAAGUUGGCUGGAGACUGAACCGCACCACACGUCUGUCUUGAGCGCGAUAUACUUUCUCGUGUUCGCCAUAGGAGCCCAGACAUGUCCCGAAGAUAAAGAUGCACUUGCCAAGGUCUACUUUGAUUAUGGCCGGUUUCUAACGGCAUCAUAUUUCAUGGAAGAUCCCAGCAUUCCAACCGUGCAAGCAUACGCCAUGAUUACAAUGUAUCUGCUGGGGGCGUCUCGAAGAAAUGCUGCAUUUAUGUAUCUCGGAACGGCCGUUCGUGCCGCUUAUGCUCUCGGGCUACAUCGGUCUGAUAUCGCCGGGCUCUUUUCUCCGGCCGAGAUCAAAACACGGGAGAGGGUCUGGAAGGUGAUGCGGAUCCUUGACCUCUUUAUGAGCACCUCGCUGGGCAGGCCUCCGUCUACGGAAGAGACUCGGAACACAGAGCUGGACGAGAACUACUCCCCGUCGGUGGACCUGUGCGCCAUCUUCGAAAAGAUCUUGACCGACAUAUAUGCGAAGCGGAUGAUCUCCACCGACACAAUUCAGAAAAUCAGCCAACACCAUCGCCGAUGGACAGUGCGCUUCCACAGCUAUCUAGACACAGACCGAAUCAAGGACCAGGAAUUCCUCGAGGGCCGGCUGCCAAAUAUUGGUCUCAUACACGUCCAUGAAGCCUACUACUGGACUAUCAUGCUUCUGACUCGGCCGUUCUUCGUGGAGUAUAUUUCCAGUCGCAUUGCACUGAAGGCGCAGAACUGCAGCGAUGGAGACAGAAGCCCUGACCCUCUCCGAUCUUCCCACCGAAUCCAAGUUCACGCUUGUGUCAACUCUGCGAUAAGCACGGUGAAUCUGUUGAGAAAGUUACUUGGAUUUGAAGGUAUACCGAAGAGGCUUCCUUUUGUUGUCAAUUCGAUCUUUGUUUCAGGUCUCGUACUGGGAUUGUCUUACUUCGGUGACUUGUAUAAGAUAUAUCCCUUGGAUGACAGCCUCGGCACUGCUUUGCGGCUGCUUGACCUCUUUCCACACGACGCUGUCGCAAAAAGGAAUCUGGUGAUUCUUCAGUCACUGCUAGAUGCAUGCAAGAUCUACGUCAGGAGGAAAACAACGGAGAAUAUGGCAAUUCACUCUCAACUGGUGAGUGGAAUGUUUGGACAAAUACGUAGAGAAGAUGAGAAGGAACAUUCGGGCACGACAAGUAUUCCGGCGAGAGAUACUCGCUCUGUCGACAACAUCGAGAACCUCCUAGGUCGACCAGACUUGCAUAUCGACCAAGGACUGAGCACUUUACCCACCGAUGCCAACGGCGAAAAUGCUGGAUCGCAUACGCUCGAUGACACAGAUAUCGAUAACCUCAAUCUCGAGGUGUUGGCUGGUCCCUCUGCAUUUGACGAUGACAUCUCGAUGCUACCUCCUAUGUCUCCAAGGACAUUAUGGUUCGGCUCCUACGAGGAUAACGUACCCUUGUUCUCUAUGAUGGAUGAGCGAGAUUUCCUGGAAUAG